UCUCUCUCUCCUCAUCUCUGAUUAGAUAUACUGAUUCCCCAUUCAAUGGACGUCAUUUAGUGCAGUCUGCCUUGAGUUGCUUCCUCGCUUCACGCUCGAUUUCCGACCAUUCUUCUCUUAUUAAGUAUUCGUGUAAUAUUAAUAGUCAUGAAUAUCUACCAUUAGGAGUGCAGAAGAAGAGGCAGAUCUGUGCUAACAUGAGCUCAAGCGAGGGAACAGUUCACUGACAGAGCCGGGAGACGCCAAGGGGAUCUAAGAAACUUUAGAGAAAAGCAUUGCAUCUAAACAGCAGAAGAAGAAAAGUGGGAAUUUACCCAGAUUCUGAUGGAUUAUUGCUUUAUUUGAACGCUGGCCACCGCCACCUCGCCCUACAAUUAUCGUUGGCUUGAUUUAAUUUGCACGUUUGCAAUUUUCGUUUUGUUCCUCUGAAAUUCUUGUCUUUUGAAGUCCUCGGAAAUCUUCGCUGAUGUUAGUGCACAGUUUUUCCGCGAUGGAUCGCCACGACGGGACCAGCAAUGGCACAGCCCGGUUACCCCAACUGGGCAGUGUGGGCCAGUCUCCGUACACCAGCGCUCCUCCGCUCUCUCACACGCCCAAUUCAGACUUCCAGCCGCCGUACUUUCCGCCACCCUACCAGCCCAUCUACCCGCAGUCUCAGGACCCUUACUCUCACGUUAAUGACCCGUACUCCAUCAACUCUCUGCACGCCCAGCCUCAGCCACAGCACCCGGGCUGGCCCGGCCAGCGCCAGAGUCAGGAGAGCAGCCUGCUGCACCAGCACCGCGGGUUACCGCAUCAGCUGUGCAGAGAGUACCGCAGAGAAGUGCUUCUUCCCUCGGGUCACGGCAUUGAGACUGGACUCACGGAUUCAAUCCCUAUCCAUGGAAUACCUCACUCUUUAGAAGAUGUUCAGCAUGUUGAAGAUCAAGGAAUUCACAUCCCAGACCAAACUGUAAUCAAGAAAGGUCCUGUUUCCAUAUCCAAGAACAACAGCAAUGUCUCUGCUAUACCGAUAAAUAAAGACGGGCUUUUUGGAGGUGUGGUAAACCCAAACGAAGUGUUCUGUUCGGUUCCGGGUCGUCUGUCUCUUCUUAGCUCAACAUCAAAGUACAAAGUCACAGUAGCGGAGGUGCAGAGACGACUUUCUCCGCCUGAGUGCCUGAACGCAUCCCUGCUUGGGGGGGUCUUGAGGAGGGCCAAAUCUAAGAAUGGUGGAAGAUCUUUAAGAGAAAAGCUAGAUAAAAUCGGAUUAAAUCUACCAGCAGGGAGACGCAAAGCUGCCAAUGUUACUCUCUUGACGUCACUGGUGGAAGGUGAAGCGGUGCAUCUGGCCAGAGAUUUUGGUUAUGUGUGCGAGACUGAGUUUCCAGCCAAGGCGGUUGCUGAAUACGUGAACCGACAACAUUCCGACCCAAACGAACAAGUCCAAAGAAAAAACAUGUUAUUGGCAACGAAACAAAUCUGCAAAGAGUUCACGGACCUGCUCUCGCAAGACCGCUCGCCCUUGGGGAAUUCACGUCCACAGCCAAUUCUUGAGCCCGGGAUUCAGAGCUGUUUGACCCACUUCAGUCUUAUUUCUCAUGGAUUCGGGACUCCGGCCAUGUGCGCGGCCCUCACGGCUCUGCAGAACUAUUUGACGGAGGCCAUUAAAGCCAUGGACAAAAUGUACCUGAACAACAAUCCUAAUAGCCACAAUGAGACGGGGUCAAAGGGGGGUGACAAAGACGAGAAGCACAGAAAGUGAUGUCCAGCCAACACAUCCCAAUUGAUGUAUGACAAAAUGCAUAUAUAACAAACACUAGUGAUCAAGAUGAAACACUGAACGCACCACCUCCCGAUCUUGACAUUUUGAAACAAAACAAAAAUAAAAAAAUAAAAAAAUAAUAAAAAUAAAUAAAAUAAAAAUAAAAUAAUAAUAAUAAAUAAAUAAUAAAAUAAAAUAAAAUAAUAAUAAUAAUAAAACAGUUCAUUUUGGGAUUCGUGGACAAAGCAUUUCUUUAAAUCAAAAUAAAGCAGUGUGCCAAUGAAAGGAGUAUAGAUCUGCCACAACAGGACUUUUCAUGAACUCCCUUUGUAUGAGUUCAAUGGACUGAAAUUCAGCGAUUUCCCCUCAGUAUCCCCAUUUAAGAUUGUAGCCAUGUGACAACAAGAAGCUAAAGGAGGAAGAUUUUUUUUUAAUCAGUAUUGUGAAUAAACUUGAAAAAAAAAAAAAAAAAAAAAAAAAAAAUCUACAGCUCCAUGCCAUGACUUCAAGAACUGACUUUUCACUCGACCAAGCGACCAACUUGAACUUUGAAUUUCAACACGAUUCACGGUUAUAUGAGGGAAUCUGUGUUCAUGUAUGUAUAUAUUUAUUUAUGUGUAAUUUAAUGGGAAUUGUAAAUAAGGUACGUCUGUUCAAACUUCUUUUUUAUUUAUCUGGUGCCUCCUGUUUUAGUGGGUUUGAAUAUUCGCUUAGUUCUUCAUGUGGUUUUAUGGUUCUUAGAAAACAGAAGUUUGGGGUAUUCUUCUCUGGGAUAUUUCAAUUCAGCCCUCUUGUAGCAUGUUGAGGCGACACUGAAGCAAGUGAACAAAUUUAAAAGAAAUAAACAUCAAUUUCUCUAUAUAUUAUUCUUAUGCCAUUCAGUUUUAGAUCGAAAAAGGUCAUUGCAGAGACCCCGACGAUGCUAGUUUUGUGUAUCUUCUUGUUUUUAUACAAGCUUUUUAUGUGUUGUGCCAAUCACCUCUUGUUCUUCCCUCAAAGCACCACAAGAGCAAUAAAUGGAUAUUGUCUUACGAAUUCUUCUUCUUUUUCUUCCUUCCUUCAUUUUUUUUUUAAAUAAUAAAUUUAACAUUUGGGACUAUCUGAUAUCUUGUGUGUCCACUGUCUAAAUUGGAGGCGGUUUUAUCUGUAUUGUAUAAACCUGUGCUGGCAAUAGCUCCCAUGCCUGUCAAUGUAUUAUAGUUCUUUGUUGCCCAGAAAUAAAAAAAAAAAUAAUAAUAAAUAAAUAUUUGAUACGCUUCA
Molecule: messenger RNA, 3004 nt
Organism: Carassius gibelio (silver crucian carp)
Lineage: Eukaryota; Metazoa; Chordata; Actinopteri; Cypriniformes; Cyprinidae
Product: transcription factor AP-2-alpha
Exons: 7
Coding region: 467-1744 (425 amino acids)
Biological process (GO): regulation of cell population proliferation; regulation of transcription by RNA polymerase II; anatomical structure development
Cellular component (GO): nucleus
Molecular function (GO): RNA polymerase II transcription regulatory region sequence-specific DNA binding; DNA-binding transcription factor activity, RNA polymerase II-specific
Source: RefSeq, a predicted model, not a curated record